AUGGAUUUGAAGUACCACAAUAAAGAUGUUGUGCUAGAGAUCAAGGGAUCGGACGCGCUCUUUCUCAACACCUCCAUUUUGGACGUGUUGAAGUCUUUGAAGGAAUUGUCCGAGCCAGCCGGAGAUGCAAAUUCUGGCCGUGUCCCCAAGAGACGGAGGGAAGAAGAAGAAGAGCCUAAGACACCCGAAAAAAAAGGACGGAAACUAAGUUUCGACGUCGUGGGCUUCGAGCAAUCGAACUCAUUCGAGGAGCUGGAGGCCAGUGGCUCCAGCCAGUCACCACUCCAUCCUCACUCAUCAUUCGAGGAGCUGGAGGCCAGUGGCUCCAGCCAGUCACCACUCCAUCCUCACUCAUCAUUCGAGGAGCUGGAGGCCAGUGGCUCCAGCCAAACUACUCUCCAUCCUCACUCAUUAUUCGAGGAGCUGGAGACCAGUGGCUCCAGCCAAAAAACUCUCCAUCCUCACUCACCCUUCGAGGAGCUGGAGGCCAGUGGCUCCAGCAAGUCAACUCUCCAUGGCUCACCCGAGACAGAGACCCUCGCCCACUCGUCGCCCUUGCAGCCUCUGAGCCACAUACGAAACACCGAGGACCUAAAGGCAGGCGAGGUCUCAUGGUUCCCACAAGCCAAGACAUGGAGACUAAACGUGGAUGAGAUCCGCAAGGUCUACCGGGACAGGCUAGAGAGGGUUCAUGACUGCUUGGAGUGCGGCGUCAUCCUCCACAGCCACAAAGCCCUAGCCGAGCAUGAGAAGUUGGACGACCACGUCCAGGAAAAGGAGCGAAUCGAAAAUUUUUUUAAUUCCAAGUUAAAAUCUAUGUGUCCAAUCUGUGGAGCUAAAGCUGGAAACAAAACGAAGCUGAGGAACCACGUGAUCAGCACUUCCGGUGGACCUUUGAUUGCAAAAAGUGUCCGAAGUUGUUUUGCUCAAUCAGGAGCUACAGGGACCAUCUACAUCCGCCAGUUUCAAAGGAAGAAAAAUAUGCCUGCGAGUGUAUAUAUUGUAUAUUAUUUGGUUAUAACUUUCCAUUUCCUUAUACAGGCCUUUAUAAACCCCCAAGACGCAGAGCCGAUCGCGGAGCCGGAGACCGUUGCCGAUAUAAUGGGUCUCAUAAUGGACGAGUCCUUCCCUGACUUGUUCCAAUAAACAUAUAUAUAUAAUAUAUUCAUUA
Drosophila suzukii is the source of this 1171-nucleotide messenger RNA. The record is from RefSeq and is a predicted model, not a curated record. Lineage: Eukaryota; Metazoa; Arthropoda; Insecta; Diptera; Drosophilidae.